Ceratitis capitata (Mediterranean fruit fly) is the source of this 972-nucleotide messenger RNA. RefSeq lists its product as uncharacterized. Gene Ontology annotation, molecular function: ribosome binding. NCBI's taxonomy places the organism in Eukaryota, Metazoa, Arthropoda, Insecta, Diptera, Tephritidae. Gene Ontology annotation, cellular component: mitochondrial inner membrane. The coding region runs from base 29 to 916 and encodes 295 amino acids. Gene Ontology annotation, biological process: inner mitochondrial membrane organization; protein insertion into mitochondrial inner membrane from matrix. The transcript has 3 exons. The record is from RefSeq and is a predicted model, not a curated record.
AAAAAUAAUAAAACAAAUUCCUUAGAAAAUGACAACAAAAUUAUUAGUGUUUUUGGAUUGUAAUUUUUUGGCAAAACGAGCUGCAGUUAAUUUCGGUUUAACCUUCUCUGGCUUGCGGUGUCCCACACGUCACUACUUUCAUGCUUUCCAAACGCCGAGAAAGCAACAUCUGACCAAGAAUGCUCUAGCUUUAAUGAAAGCUUUUGGCCUUCGUGCGGUUGGCUGCCGUUUUUAUACAGAUAAUUGGCAAAAUAAUUUCAAUCGCAAUAAUGAGCAACGAAAAACUAUACCGAAACUAAUAUACCUGCAUAAUCCGUGGAAAUAUAUUGUGACAAAAUGGAAUUUUUUGCGACUUCGUUUAUUUUGGGAUCGCCAAUUCACCGAGAAGGAAUUCGUUCGUGGAUCAACGCAGGCUGCCAUUGUAAUCACUGAUAUCAUACGCAGCCAGGACACCGGAGGAAUCAGUCAAUUCACCACCCCUGUUGGCUUUCAGCAAAUCACGCGUGACAUGUUGCUCUCACGGAACGACUCACGCCUAAAAUUGGUAAAAUUCGACACGGAGCACAUACGAAAGGCGAUCCCGAUGAAAGUGGCGACCCGAAAAAAUUUUGGGCGCCGCUAUUGCUUCGUAGAUAUGUUAUUCGUGGGCAUGCGAAAUACCAAGGACUUCGACUCACCCGAAGAGUUGGUAGAGAUCAAUGAUGUGCUGCGUAAACUGGACACGGACCUGCGCACGCCCGUCGAGGUACUUUCGGUGCCACACCGUAUUGUAUUCGCCGAGAUUUUCAUGCGUUUUCGACGCGAUUACACACAAAAUGGGGAGAAUGAAACUAAUGAUGGAAAUGAUAAAGAAUGGUCGGUGUCUUUUUACAAAAUUCUUACAUUCGAUGUACUAAACUACGAUCCGAGGCCGUAAAAAUGGCGGUUAAACACGCAAUGAAUAAAAUUAGAAGCUAAUUUAUGUUUGAAAAA